CUUUCUGGAAGCUUGACGCCUAGUAAACUAAACUGGAGGAUUUGAAUGUUGGUGGACCGCCUCAGCCCUCUCCCACCUCUCCGUAGACACCGACAGAGUCCAUCGCCCAGACGGCAGUUGACCGCGGUCGGUGCCCAGCCAGCGAAGCGGGAGCCAUGCCUGUCCCCGCUGGAUACCUCAGCGACUCCUCCGCCGCGGCCUUCGCAUCCUCGGCCUCGCUUAUCCCGCCGCCGCCGAUAAACACCCAGCAGCCCGGUGUUGUCACAUCGCUGCUGUACAGCGGCUCCAAGUUCAGGGGCCACCAGAAGAGCAAAGGGAACUCGUACGACGUGGAGGUUGUUUUGCAGCAUGUCACCAUGGAGGAUUCCUACUUGUGUGGCUACCUGAAAAUUAAAGGACUAACUGAGGAAUACCCAACUCUGACCACGUUCUUCGCUGGAGAGAUCAUCAGCAGGAAGCGGCCGUUUCUCACCCGGAAAUGGGAUGCAGAUGAGGAUGUAGAUCGUAAGCACUGGGGCAAGUUCCAGGCUUUCUACCAGUACGCAAAGACAUUCAACUCUGAUGAUUUUGACUACGAGGAUCUAAAGAACUCUGACUACAUUUUCAUGAGGUGGAAGGAGCAGUUUCUGGUCCCUGACCACACGAUAAAAGACAUCAGCGGGGCUUCCUUUGCUGGAUUUUACUACAUAUGCUUCCAGAAAUCCACAGCAACGAUCGAGGGCUACUACUACCACAGGAGCUCUGAAUGGUACCAGUCUCUAAACCUCACCCAUGUUCCCGAGCACAGUGCAGCCAUCUAUGAGUUCCGGUGACCCCGGCCGGCAUCGUGGAUCUUUAUUUCUGAUGGACAGAGACUUUAAGGCAAAGCGGAGGUCUGCGGAUGCUACUGAGGAUGAAAAGGAGGACAAGAAUUUGGGCUUUUGGAGAAGUGCAAACUCUUACAUGCUCCCAAUAGGUGGACUGUGGACUGUUGAUUGACAAGUGGACUGGGAUAUCGGACAAAUGAAUGUACGAACGAGUUGAGAAGGAAAGGAGGGAAGGAAGAAAGGGCAGUUCUGCUCCCUGGCUGGAGCUUAUAAAGUUAGAACCAGCAGCAGAGACUGGGUGUGGCUCAAAUAGUGUACCCCUUCUUUAUUCGUUUUAACGUCUGGUUUUUAAAAACGCUUGGCGCAGUUAUCUCAAGACAGUUUAUAGCUGAGUUGGGAAUUCCCCCUUUCUUGUUUCGCCACUACAAACCAGCUUUCAUCCAGCCGAUGCGGAGUGCGCGACAUAAACACAUUGGACUACCGUCGGACAAGGAUUCCUCUGAGGAGUCUGCUCUCAUAAACACCAUCUCUGAAGAAGUCUGUGUGGAAGAAAAGUUUGGGUUUAUGAUUGAUUGGAGCUUUAAUCAGCCCAUAAGCUAGAACGACAGUAUUUUUUUCUUAUUUUUUAAGCUAAGUUGGUUCUUUGUUUGCCUGCCAAGAAGAUAUUUUGUUAUUUUACUCUAAAUGAUGGACGCAGAGUGGCACUUUUAAAGGCUGCAAAGUGAGCGACACACAAAACGAGCUUUCCCCCCGUGUUCAUACAACCGCUUGGGAGAUUAUUAUCACAUGUGAUUGCUGUGGAUCUUGUUCUGUUGAGUUACAUUUGCACAAAGAUGGACUAUAUGUUACUAAUGCUUGCAGUCAGGAUUUUACACUCACAUGCCCAAUACACAAGGUCAAGCUUUUUGACUUGUUUUUAAGGGUGUGAUUGUGUGUGGGGGAGUUCAGAGCCAAAACAAUCACAUAAAAGUAUUGAAAAAGAGUAUUUUUACCCUGCACUCUGCAUCAAACAAAGAGCUUUUUACUCCCUCAUGUGUCAUUUUAAAUUAAGACCCCCCACUACCCCUUAAUUUCUGUCCCCUCGACUAUGCAACACUUUCAACAACGCACUCUCCAAACAUAAAACCUUCAGUUUUCAGAGACAAAAUUUUAUUCUAUCCUCAUAGUAUAUGAUAAAAAAAAGAAUCUAUCUUCAUUAAAGGAAAUAUUUUUGUUAAAUUGCCUAUGGAAACACUCCCUUAUCAUGUUCCCUUCCUAUGUGAUGGUGCCAUCUUUCUAAAGCUUAUCAGAGUUGUAUUAUAACAGAGUGUUUGUUUGAGAAUAAGCCUGGAUUUGAUUGACUGUGUGACUGUAAAGAAUGGAUUAUGGAUUUUAAAAAAUCAUAUCAAAACACCUUUCA
This is a messenger RNA of Centropristis striata (black sea bass), 2205 nucleotides long. RefSeq names its product glucose-induced degradation protein 4 homolog. NCBI's taxonomy places the organism in Eukaryota, Metazoa, Chordata, Actinopteri, Perciformes, Serranidae. The record is from RefSeq and is a predicted model, not a curated record. Gene Ontology annotation, cellular component: extrinsic component of membrane; GID complex. The coding region runs from base 156 to 812 and encodes 218 amino acids. The transcript has 6 exons. Gene Ontology annotation, biological process: proteasome-mediated ubiquitin-dependent protein catabolic process; protein catabolic process in the vacuole; protein targeting to vacuole.